AUGGCUCAAAAAGAAGACUCUAAAUACUACAAGGAAGCUCUUGAAGAGUACAAAGAACUCUGUAACGACGAAGAAGAUGUUUGGGACAAGAGAAUAAACGAUACGGGCUGUUACGUUGAGAAUAUGGCCCUGCAACUAUGUCACGCAGACACAAACGAUUGGAGGCAGUGCUUGGGAGAGAUGGCACUGUUUCGUAAGUGCUGGGAUCAGAAGGGAAACAGAGAACGUGUUUCAACGGUUGACAAAUAG
Molecule: messenger RNA, 249 nt
Organism: Lachancea thermotolerans CBS 6340
Lineage: Eukaryota; Fungi; Ascomycota; Saccharomycetes; Saccharomycetales; Saccharomycetaceae
Gene: COA4
Product: Coa4p
Exons: 1
Coding region: 1-249 (82 amino acids)
Biological process (GO): mitochondrial respiratory chain complex IV assembly
Cellular component (GO): mitochondrial intermembrane space
Source: RefSeq, a predicted model, not a curated record